Diabrotica balteata is the source of this 2539-nucleotide messenger RNA. The record is from the annotation of a GenBank genome assembly. NCBI's taxonomy places the organism in Eukaryota, Metazoa, Arthropoda, Insecta, Coleoptera, Chrysomelidae.
UUUCUACCUCAUACAAUAGAAAUUGAUAACAGUUUAGACUUUGUCAGCUACAGCGUGAUUGACACAAGACAGGGCGGCAUUUGCAUUCUGAGAAAGCGAAGGUAUGGGAGAGGAGACUUCUACGUCUGUGGAGGUUAAUACAGAUUAUACGCCGCCGAAAUUUUUCCGGAUUAACAAGAGUUUAUUGCUGUUAAAAUCAACUUUAUUUUUUCUUCAUGGAGCUACAUCGUCGCUUGUCCCUUACCUCACCAUUCACAUGCAGAGCAUCGGUCUUUCGAUGGAACAGAUCGCCAUCAUUUACCUGUGCUUGCCAUUCACCACAUUCCUUGCGCCUCCGGCAACAGGUUACUUAGUGGAUAAAUUUGGCAAGUAUAAGCCUGUAGUCAUUGGAUGUUUUAUUCUUACGGCAAUAUUGCAUCACUCCCUGUUGUUAAUGCCCCAUCAAGAAACACCUGGAACCGUGCCCAGUGGAUAUAUUAUUAGACAUCCAAAGAAGAUGUACGUUGAGGUGUGGUGGAGUCCUUGUCCCAGCAGGGAAUGCCCAGAUGAUGAAGAACUAGAUAUAGCUCUCGACUUUUGUAUGGACCAUUGUCUAUUAAAAGAAGCGAAACUACUGAAAAACAAGAAACUAAUUAAAACAAAUCCAACGAAGAAACCUUGUGAGGAUGAGGACCCUGGAGAUAAAGAUGAUUUAAAUUUUCAUAUAAAAAAGAAACAAAGGAACGAUACGGCUACUGCAUUCACACUAGACAUGCAUCCAAAACUCGGAGAUCCAGUGGAACAAUUUGGUAUUGAAAUUGAAGACGAAGACGAUGAAGACGUUACUGAUUUUAAAAAGAGAUUUAGGCUUGGUAUGCUUAAAAGGCACGGAGUGGACAUUAACGAACUGGAAACCAAAGAUUUAAGAUGUGGUGGAAUCGUUUUGGAAGCCAACGGAACUACAACAUCGCUGUUACGAAAUUAUACUGAUGAUUGUAUUUUACAGAAGUGUCAAUUCAGAUCAGGUGGUCCUAAAGUAUGCCCUCCAGACUACAAAGCAGCUGAACCCAUAGUCUUCUGGAUUUAUGGUGGACUUCGUUUCCUAGCGACAAUGAUGCAACUAGCAGCCACAACUAUUAUGGAUCCCGUAGCACUGUCAAUGAUAGAAAAGCACGGUGGUGAUUUUGGUAAAGAAAGGCUAUUUUCUUGCUUUGGAAUGGCAAUAUUUGCCCCCAUAACAGGAGCCUUAAUCGAUUGGUAUAGUCAAAAAGUCGGCCAUACUGAUUAUUCACUUGCAUUUUAUUCUUUUGAUUUUUUGCUAAUAGUUGCAUCUUUGUCAUUGUUUUUUAUGCCGUUGGAUACAAAAUUACCGUCUGAUAAUAUGUUCAGCGACUUAAAGAAGAUUUUGAAAAUGCCAGCGUUGAUAUUGGUUGUGUUCUUUUUGUUCCUGUUAGGUAAUUUAUGGGGUUUCAUAGAAAGUUUCCUGUUUUUCUACUUAAAAGAUCUGGGAGCUCCAAACUAUUUAUUGGGAAUAACUGUUACAGUUGGUACAAUGAGUAGUGUACCAUUUCUUUAUGGCUCCGACAAAAUAACUGGCACCAUUGGGCACGUAACUGUGGUUAUCUUGGCGUUCUUUGCUCACGCUACUCGGCUUGUGGGUUAUUCGUUAAUCGAGAGUCCAUGGUGGUGUUUUCCGUUCGAGGCUUUGGAAUCGAUAGCAGUACAUUUAAUGUGGGUAGCAGCUGCAACAUACUGCGCUGUGUUGGCACCCAGAGGCUUACUAGCUACGUUAUUGGGCGUGUGUGCAGUAGCACAUUAUAGCGUUGGAAGAGGUAGUGGCAGCUUUAUCGGUGGUCACAUUAUUGCAAAAUUCGGAAUUACAACUGCUUUCCGGAUAAUGGGAAUGUUUGCAGUAUGUUCCGGAUUGUCGUAUGCAUUUUUGAACUUAGUGUGGUUAAGAAAGGUUGAAAAACGAGAACAAGAUCGUAGAGAGGCCGAAGUAACGGAGGAACUAAAAGGCGGCGGCUUGAAAUACAAAGAUCAAGGCACGAUGAUGAGUUUAGAAAGACUAACUGUCAUGAUCGAUCAGAACCAUAUUGGUUCUAUCACUUCCUUGGGUAGACAUUCAAGAAGCGGUAUUAUUAGAAGAGGUAGUCUAUCAGCGGCUAGACCAUCCAUACCUAAUGCUAGAACCGAGCUGCUUAAAUCUGCUAACGAAAUAAAUCAACAUAGAACUAGACAGAACAGUGAAAGGGAUGGGUCCGCAAGACAAAUUUACCCAUCCCUGAGCAGUCAAGGAGUAAACGGUUCAGUAUUGUGUGAAAAAGAGGAAAUCGUUUACGAUGAAAUCAAAAGAAAAGCACAGAGUUAUAGCUCCGAAAAAGAUGAAACAUUGUACGAUGAAAUCAAGAGAAAACCUGAGAUUAACAGCCAAGAUGAUAAAAGCGAUUCAGAAAAAUUAUGAUAUCCAACAGCAAGCAUUUUAAAUAGGUCGUAGUGAACUUUAAUUAAGUUUUCACUAGUAUUAAGAAAUAAUUUUAAUAAAAUUUUAACUUAUUUA